Messenger RNA from Neurospora tetraspora, 828 nucleotides. RefSeq lists its product as uncharacterized. The coding region runs from base 1 to 828 and encodes 275 amino acids. The transcript has a single exon. The record is from RefSeq and is a predicted model, not a curated record. NCBI's taxonomy places the organism in Eukaryota, Fungi, Ascomycota, Sordariomycetes, Sordariales, Sordariaceae.
AUGCCUUCCUCUCAAUCCUUUGGCCGUGGAGCUCUUCGUGACUCCUGGCCACCUACUCAACUAAGAAUCGACCAUGGCGACUUUCACGAUGUCGACCUAUCCAACAUCGACCAAGACCCUCUCACUUACUUCCUCACGCCCACACCUGCCGCCGAUGCGGUUGAUGACGACGACAUGGAUUUCGACAUGGACUUUGACGCCGGCAUCGAGGACACCAAACACCCAGCGCCCAGCGUGAGAAGUGUCAGCCCAUCCAGCCUCGACGGCCUCAGCCUCCCGCCCCCUCGGCCACCAACACCACCCAAGUCGUCAUCGACUCCCGAGCUUGAGUUCGAUGGGUACCCCACGCCCGACGACAAGGAAGAUUACAUGCACCUUGCGGCCGCUGCAUUCAACCUGCCUGUUCUCCGCCUGAAGGACCUGACCAAGAAGCCCAAGAUGAGGUCUCGUCCGAGCAACAGCAACAGCAACAGCCGCCCAAGCAGCAGACUGGACAACUACAGGGACACCUCGACGGCUGAUUAUGAUCUGCCCCUGACGCCUUCUUCUCCGUCCUACAGCCACUUCGCCAACCGGGGUCGGCCAGUGACCCGGCCGAGUCCGCGAACCAUGACUAGACCAUUCCGUCGGUCGCCGCACUCUUGGCGUGAGCCCAGCCCGGAUGUCUGGGCUAUCGAGGAGGAGACGGACGACGAGCUUCACGACAGUGAGAUGGGUGACAGCCACCACACGGAGCAGAAGUAUGCUGGAGCCAGGAACAUUGAGUCGCCGUCGACGGCUUCGAAGGGAAAGAAGAGGGUUCGGUUUGCGCUGCCUUUUGAGCAGUGA